Molecule: messenger RNA, 2426 nt
Organism: Strongylocentrotus purpuratus (purple sea urchin)
Lineage: Eukaryota; Metazoa; Echinodermata; Echinoidea; Camarodonta; Strongylocentrotidae
Product: nucleolar GTP-binding protein 2
Exons: 15
Coding region: 190-2397 (735 amino acids)
Cellular component (GO): nucleolus
Molecular function (GO): GTP binding
Source: RefSeq, a predicted model, not a curated record
CGUACAAGACUAGCUUAAAUCUUCGCUUUGACUCGGUCAUCACGUACGUCGUAGUCGUACACAUGACGUGCAUGUAGUUAGCUGCAACAACGUGACAAUUUAUCAUUUCAGUCCCGCGCGUUCAUUUUCAAGUUUUAAGAAAGUGGUUCGUUCGUAUUCUGUCCUGUUUGUCAACAAUAUCUCACCAAAAUGGCGAAAACAGAAAAGAAGAAAAGGAAGGAGCAAGGAAUAAAGAAGUCCAACAGUAGUACAAACCCAGAUCGAGGCAAUGCAGGGAGUGGCAUGAGAGACCGCUCAACCAUCAUGAGAUUGAACAUGUAUCGGAAGGGAAAACCCCAAAGAAAUCGGAAGGGUAAAAUUGUGAUGGCAGCUCCGUUUCAGAAACAGCUGAAGUCAGGGACAGUAGCUCGAGUAGAGCCAAAUAGAAAAUGGUUUGGCAAUACGAGGGUGGUAUCCCAAAAUGCAUUGCAGACCUUCCAGGAGGAGCUUGGGAAGGUCAUCAAGGAUCCGUAUCAGGUCGUCAUGAAACAGACCAAGCUGCCAAUUACUCUGCUGCAAGAGAAGGCUAAGUACAAUCGUGUUCACCUGUUGGAUACAGAGAGCUUUGGAUCAACGUUUGGUCCCAAGAAACAAAGGAAGAGAGUCAACAUCAAGGUGGCAGAUGUAGAGUCCUUGGUAAAGUCUGCAGAGGAGUCUAGUGAUAAGUACGACGUCGAGAAGGACACUGACUUGGUGUUCGAUGAUGGAGGAGUCAGGGAUGAGGUCAAAGAUUGGGUCUUUGGAGCUGGACAGUCCAAAAGAAUAUGGAAUGAACUCUAUAAGGUGAUAGAUUCUUCCGAUGUUGUGGUUCAAGUUCUUGAUGCCCGGGAUCCGAUGGGAACAAGAUCCAAGUACAUAGAGAACUACCUCAAGAAAGAGAAGCCUCAUAAACACCUCAUCUUUGUGCUAAACAAAGUGGAUCUGGUCCCAACUUGGGCUACGAAACGAUGGGUAGCCAUUUUAUCCCAUGACUACCCCACCCUAGCGUUCCACGCCAGCAUGAGGAAUCCAUUCGGAAAGGGCGCCCUCAUACAGCUACUAAGACAGUUUGGCAAGCUCCAUGUAGAUAAGAAGCAGAUCAGUAUAGGUUUCAUUGGAUACCCUAACACUGGCAAGAGUUCCAUUAUCAAUACCCUCAGGGCUAAGAAGGUCUGCAAUGUGGCACCGAUUGCAGGAGAAACCAAGGUAUGGCAGUACAUCACAUUGAUGAGAAGAAUCUUCUUGAUAGAUUGUCCUGGAGUGGUCUAUCCAUCGGGAGAGACAGAGACAGAGAUUGUACUCAAGGGAGUGGUACGGAUAGAGAAUGUGAAGGGUCCAGAAGACUACAUUCCUGAGGUGUUGAGACGGGUCAAACCAGACUACUUACAGAAGACGUACCGCGUCUCAGAGUGGGUUGAUUAUAUCGACUUCUUAGAGAAGCUCGCUCAACGUACUGGAAAACUAAACAAGGGAGGUGAACCUGAUGUCAGUACUGUAGCUAAGAUGGUAUUGAAUGACUGGCAAAGAGGGAAAAUCCCUUUCUUUGUCAAACCACCCAACUGUGAACAGGAUUCAAGGGAAGAUGUUGACAAGAAAGAAUCCCCCAAGAAGACUAAGGAAACGGUUGCCAAGGACACGGUUGCCAAGGAGGACACCGUCCCUAAGAAGAAGGAGAUCAGAGGAGUGAAACAAGACCUCAGCAAAAUCAACAUCGGACCAAAGUUCGCUGGAGACGAUCUGAAACCAAAGGACAUGGAUGGCGAGGAGAAUGAGGUCACGGAAGGACAGGAACCGGAAGAAGAGGAGGAGGAGGAGGAGGAGGCGGCGGCAGAAGGAGAACAAGAUGAAGAUGGUGAAGAAGUAGUCAGUCAGAUGGAAGAUAGUGACAAAGCAGGAAAAGAUUUAACGAAUGAAGCAUCAACAUCAUCAGCAUCAUCAGACUCUGUGAAGAAGUCGGUAAAGAGGACUAGAAGAAAAGAGGAGGCAAAGACCGGUAUCUCGUACGGUGCUAACGUCUUCCUCAAUACGAAGAACAAGAAACUCUUAGCCAAGGCAAAGAUUGAGAAGAAGAGAGAAGCCAUGUUGCAAAAGAGGAGUCAAACAGAGAGUAAUGAGGAUCAAAACAAACCAGCAAAGAAAGGCAAGAAACCGCAACCCAUCGGGUCAUACUGCCCUCUAGGGAGCAGUGAUGAAGAUGAUGCAGGUGACACGAGGAGAAAGAAGAAGAGAUACUUUGAAGAGGAGAAAGCAGGAAAGAAGAAACUCACAUCAAAACAGAAGCGAAGCAUCGAGAGAGCACAGAAGAGUAAGAAGGUCGGACAGCAUUUCUACGCAGAGACGAACGUCAAGAAUAGAAACAGAUCCAAGAAAGUCAAAUGACCAUAUCAGGACCUCCAGAGAAUCUAAUG